ACUGCUUAGGCGCUGUCGUUGUAUCUCGCGGAAGCGUUCCCGGUUUUCUUCAUCUUACAUAUUAAGACUUGUAGUGGCACACUUCAAACUGUUCUCAUUUUUGUUAAUUUUGAUAUAAUGGAGUUCUAAAUAUGUGUCCUAUGUACUCAAGCCAAUCUGCAAUAAUCUUCGAGAGAAAAACCCUUUCCACCGAUGGAAAAGUCACUAGUGCGCUUUCCUAUGAACGCUCAGCGCCCCAGCAACUCCGAAAGAAGAGAUGGCAGAAUGUCCACCAACCUGCCGGUAUCUUUAUCGAGCCGGAAGUCCUUCAUAAACAGCUCCCAGGCCAGAAACCGACAGUCAAAACAAAGUUCCAGACGGCAUGUCGAUUUAGUGACUAGCUACAAGACAAAGCCCAGUUGUGCGCACAUUAGGUGUUCAGAAGGUGAAAAGUCACUUGAAGCCCAUUUAGAUGGCUAUGUGCAAGUCUCGAGCCAAUUUGUCCUAAUUCCUGAUUCUGCAUACUUGAAAACCAACUAUGACGGGACCCCUCCACAAUGGGAGCAGGUCUCGUUUGUAAAAGUCCUGAACAAAGGUGAUCUAGUGUGUCCCAUAUGUCUCUAUUCGCCCAUCACGCCACGAAUGGGUAAAUGUGGACACGUUUACUGUUGGCCAUGUGCAUUACAAUAUUUAAAAUACGAAAAUGAAUCGGAUAGCAAAAGAUGCUCUAUCUGUCCAUUCUUGUUAUCAUUCGAUGAGCUCAAGAGGGUAUCCCUAACCCAUAUUACUCCAACGAAGGUUGGCGAUAGCAUAUGCUUGACGCUAGUUAAGCGUUCAGGACUUCGUGUAACUCCUCUUUUAUCUCUCCAAACAUGUGAAGCUACCAUUGGAUCCCUUUUUGGAUGUGUUUGCGUCACCGAUCAAAUAACACUAAAAAACAUUCAUGAGUCAGAGAUCGAUCAACUUCGUACGUAUAGAGCUAUUUGUGAAGUAGAUGGAAACAACACAGAGCUGAUUCCAUUCAUUGACUUUGCUUUCGAAGAGCUGAAUCGCGAAGAGAUGCUUCUAAAAUCUUGCAGUACCAGUUCAUCUAAGCCUUGCAAAUCUUGCAGUCAAGAUAUUAAUGGUGUUCCCACAAAUGAAACAUAUUUUUACCAAGCUAUGGAUAGCCAACCCAUUUUCUUAGAUAGCCUAGGGUGGCGAUGUCUACUAACGGAGUACAAAGAAACACAAAAUCUUCCGAAGGAGAUUGUCGCAACCGUUGUAUCAACUAAAAAUUAUCGGAUGAACUCCUCCUUACGAAAACCUCUGAGGUACCUGAGCCACUUACCUGAUGGAUACGCCUUCAGUUUAGUGGAAAUCAAGCUAGAACCACCGUUGGUAUCUGAAUUGACACUAUCUCACUUUGCCACAUCGUUGAAUAACCGCGCAUUGGAGCGAGAUCGAAGUCGUCUCGAGGAUCUGAAACUUACUGAGUUAAAAAAGGCAGCUGAAAACCAAUUUACGUCACUGCCUCCAGGUUUUGUUCUCAGCGGUCAUGCAACUUUAUCAGAUAAGCAAGGUAGGUUAUCUAUUGUUCUAAAGUUUAUGUUUCAUAGAAGUACAACUUGACCCCUCAAAUUUUGUCCCACUCUCAACUACGACGCAAAAUAUAAAAGGGAAAAAAACUUUACCAAUCAGUUUUGCUGAAGUUUCUCGCUCUGGCGCGCUCAAUGUUGUUGGUCCAGAUCGUGUUGCCCAUUUCUCGCGAAGUCCUCCGAACCCAACAAAUCCUAGACGCUUCGAUAUCAAUUCCGAAUCUUGGCCUACCUUAGGUGAAACUUCGAAAAGCUGAAGAAAUAUAUUAAAGAACAAAAUCGACCAAUCUCUAGUUUAGUCGGACAGAAAGCUUGAGUGCCUGGCAAACUAUAUUAUAUUUUCCAAAUAAAACAGAAUUUUUUUAUGGCUCGACAAGCCAAACUUCAAAUGAAGUGUCUGUUACUCUUACUUAAAAAGUAAACGGAUAUGCUUACAA
Molecule: messenger RNA, 1993 nt
Organism: Schistosoma margrebowiei
Lineage: Eukaryota; Metazoa; Platyhelminthes; Trematoda; Strigeidida; Schistosomatidae
Source: the annotation of a GenBank genome assembly